This is a messenger RNA of Sungouiella intermedia, 1305 nucleotides long. NCBI's taxonomy places the organism in Eukaryota, Fungi, Ascomycota, Pichiomycetes, Serinales, Metschnikowiaceae. The record is from the annotation of a GenBank genome assembly.
AUGUCCCUUCCUUCGCGUUACGCCCCUGGUGGAAUCGGGAGGAAAGACGAUAAGAAGAUCCUUGUGCUGGGCAGCAAAAGAAGAAAUUCCGCCGAUUACACUAUACGACUCAUUGAAGAUAGAGUGGACAAAGCAGCACGAAAUCCACAUAAAUACGAUGAAAGUGGUGACAUUGAGAUGGUUCUAAUGGAUAAUUCCGAAGAAGUGGAAGUUAUUACAAAUUAUGUGACUAAUUCAAGAGUGGCAGGCGACUUUUCAUAUGACGAUUCCAUGGACCUAGAUAAACUGUACUUCCAGACUCAAACCAUCCGAAUCAAUGAAAACCUUUCUUAUCUUGUAGUGGACACCAACUUUAUUCUUUCGCAUUUGAAGAUACUCGACGAGCUCAAGAACUUAGGCGAAGAGUAUGGAAUCCGCUUGGUGAUUCCAAUGGCUGUGAUGCAUGAACUCGAUGGCCUAAAAGGGUCCAAACGUGCUGAUGAGCGAAAUGGGAACCCUUCCCAGCUUUCAGGCGAGUCCGUGGGCUACUUGGCUCGCUGGGCAAAUGACUGGGUCUACUCAAGCUUGGCCACGCGUUCAACUACGGUAAUUGGCCAGAAAAUGGACGAAAGACUUGACAAAUUGGCUAUAAAAGACGAUGCUAUAUUGGACUGCUGCCUAUAUUUCCAGAAGCAUAAACCACAUACGCUUCAAGUUCUUAUGUCUAACGACAAGAAUCUUUGCAUGAAAGCUUUACUGAAUAAUGUAUUGACGGUCAGCUUUCGAGAUGAGAUGAGCGCUAAACUCAUAGCAGAAAUGGUUAAAAACGAAAACAUUCAUAGGUUUGGCAAGAUCGAGAAGCAAGCGGUGAUUACCAAGGAAGUAGAGGUGCCAAUUAAGCAACACGUUCCAGUAUGUGCAAACCCUUAUAAGACAGUUUAUUCCGAGAUCCAAAAAGUGCUUCUCGCAGUAGUUCACUGCUGCAUGAAGAGUUCUUAUGGGAAUGAUCUUGAACUUGUGAGAGGCUACGACAAGAGCUCAAUCUGCACGUUGGAAGAUGCUAGCUAUGUGAUGAUCAGGUUUUGGCUCCCAGUAUUCUCUGAGUAUUUACUGAGCAAUAAGCCUUUCAUCACCAAAGGACGACAACAGAAAAUUCCGCAGAUGGUUGAUCUACCCGACAACAAAGAAUCGUUGGUAACAUUUGUACACUAUUGGUCUGAUAUUUUGAAAGUUCUCUACCAGCACGAAAUGAGUGAUUCCCAGAAUGCUGCACUUGAUCAGUUGAUUCAGAGAUGGGACGACUUGGCUGAAAAUAGCGAAUCCUAG